Cooperia oncophora is the source of this 411-nucleotide messenger RNA. NCBI's taxonomy places the organism in Eukaryota, Metazoa, Nematoda, Chromadorea, Rhabditida, Trichostrongylidae. The record is from the annotation of a GenBank genome assembly.
AUGGGCUCCAUCUACCGUUCGGAGGUGAUGAGCCUCUGCCAGAUAUUCUUACAGACGGACUCUGCCUACCAAUGUGUAGCGGAACUUGGAGAACUUGGUCUUGUGCAAUUUCUAGAUUUGAACGAGGAGAUGAAUGCGUAUCAGAGGAAAUUCGUAAACGAAGUACGUCGAUAUUUUAUCGAAGCAGAAGUGCUAAAGGACGAGGUGGAGAUAGUGGACCAUGACGAGCAUGUUCCAGCACCUCAGCCGAAGAACAUGGUCGAAAUGGAGGCCAAUUUCGAGAAACUCGAAGAGGAACUGCUUUCGAUCAACAAAAGCACGAAGCAGCUAAAGAAGAAUCACGUUCAACUUCUUGAGAUGAAAGCGGUACUCGAGAAAGUCCAGAGUUUGUUAGAUGAGGUCAGUCAUUGA